CAUCAGAUCUAGCUGGAUAAUUUAGAGAGAGAAAAUGGAGGAGAUUGAACACAGAAACUUGAAGAUAAAUGGCAUAAACAUGCACAUAGCAGAAAAGGGAAAAGGUCCGACGAUCCUAUUCCUCCACGGCUUCCCUGAUCUAUGGUACUCAUGGCGCCAUCAGAUCCUCUACUUCGCCGACAAUGGUUACCGCGCCGUCGCCCCAGACCUACGCGGCUUUGGUCAAACAACCGGAGCCCCAACUCAGGACCCAUCCAAAUUCAGCGUCAUGCAUCUGGUCGGCGACAUCGUUUCGCUCCUCGACGCCAUCGCGCCGGACGAGGAAAAGGUGUUCGUCGUGGGCCAUGACUGGGGAGCAUUCAUCGGGUGGUACUUGUGUCUCUUCAGACCCGAUAGAGUCAAGGCCUUCGUAUCCCUUAGUGUCCAUUAUCUCAAACGGAACCCGGAUCCUGCUAUGAACUUCACGGAUCUUUUCCGGGCCAUCUACGGCGAUCACCACUACAUUUGGAGAUUUCAGGAACCUGGUGACAUUGAAGCUGAGUUUGCAAAGGUUGGUUUUAAACAAGUGAUGAAGAAGUUCCUAACAUUUCGCGAUCCAGCCCCCUUUUUCUUCCCUAAAACCGAUAAUUUCAUUGACUCGUACCACACCCCGAUUGCCUUACCCCACUGGUUGUCCGAGGAAGAUCUCGACUAUUAUGUUUCCAAUUACGAGAAAACUGGAUUCACUGGAGGCAUAAACUACUAUCGUGCUUUCAAGUUAGAUUGGGAACUGUUGGCGCCAUGGGAAGGUGCUAAAGUGAAUGUGCCGGUGAAAUUUGUGGUUGGGGACCUUGAUCUGGUCUAUCACAUACCACUAGUGAAGGAGUAUGUACACGGUGGUGGGUUCAAGAAAGACGUGCCAUUGUUGAACGAUGAGAUUGUGGUGAUGGAGGAUGUUGCCCAUUUUAUAAACCAAGAGAAACCUCAAGACGUCAAUUACCACAUCUACAACUUCAUUAAAAGUUAUAAUUGACUCCACAAAUCAUUUCUUUCUACAAUGUCUCCUCCUCGUUUAUGCACCUUACAGUACUUCGUCUCGUACGUGUUUGGG
This is a messenger RNA of Impatiens glandulifera, 1090 nucleotides long. Its product is annotated as epoxide hydrolase A-like. The record is from RefSeq and is a predicted model, not a curated record. NCBI's taxonomy places the organism in Eukaryota, Viridiplantae, Streptophyta, Magnoliopsida, Ericales, Balsaminaceae. The transcript has 3 exons. Bases 35 to 1012 code for a protein of 325 amino acids. Gene Ontology annotation, molecular function: hydrolase activity.